AUGGAAGGAACAAGCAACUCUCAAAGAAAAGGUUUGCCACGUUCACUUCAAUUCCAAAGGAUGGAGCGUGUUGUCAAAGCCAUGCAACAUCCAACAGCAGGUGUGCCUGUUCGUAGUCAAAAAUUAUUUCUUACUACAGUUCCAAAUGCAUUUACGGGUAAUGAUAUAACAGAAUGGAUUAUGCAAAAAUUAAAUGUCAAAGAUUCCGCUGAAGCGCUUCAUUUUGCUUCGUUGUUGUGCUAUUUUGGUUAUUUUUUUCAUGUAACAACCAAUGGAGCUGUACAAAUCAAAGAAGAUAACGAAUUAUUUCGUUUUCAAGCACCUUAUUUUUGGGUUUCAACAAAUUGGACUACGGGAAAUACAGAAUAUGCUAUUUAUUUAAUGAAACGAACGUUACGAAAUCGUCAACGACACGGUCUCGAAGAACAUGAAAUUCGUGCAUUAGAAGAUUUAAAAAAGAAAUUGCUACAUCAAUGGGAUUUUGUAACCAUGCAAGCCGAAGCUCAAUUUCGGGUGCUGAAAGAUCGUAAAAAGACGGACAAAACUAUAAUAGAUAGUCAAGAACGAGCCUUUUGGCGUGUUAUGCGACCUUCACCGGAUGAAACGUCGGUUUUGGAAAUGGAUAUUCGUAAUGAUUUAUAUACAUUUCGAUCCAUGCGACGUGAUGAAGCCCUAAAACGUCGUCUUGAAUAUCUGCAACAGGCGUUAUCGAAUCGAGUACGCACAAAAUCGUCACAAACACAUCAAAGUUUGUGUGUAUUCUUUGAAGUAUUCAGUGAUUAUGAUCCAUUUCUGGGACAUUGUCCUCCGUCCAAUCCUUGGUUAACAUCAGAUACCGACCGAUGGAAUUUAAUGCAACCUUUAGUUGAAAGUCCUACGCAACUUCGUGUUCGUCGUUGGGCAUUCAAUUGCAAAGAACUUCUUUCCGAUCCAACUGGUGUUCGAGAAUUUAUGAAAUUUUGCAAAGCUGAGUUUUCAACUGAAAGUCUCAAUUUUUAUUUACAUGUUCAGGAAAUACGAAACUGUCCAUUAUCACAAAUGAAACAUAAAGCUGAAGCUGUCUAUCGUGAACAUUUAGCACCAAACGCACCACAGGAAGUUAAUAUUAAUGAUACCACACGAACGAAAAUAAUCAAACAAUUAGAAAAUCCUAGCCGUGAACUAUUUUUUGAAGCUGAAAAACAUAUCAUUGAAUUGAUGAAAAAAAAUAGUUAUCCACGUUUUAUUCAAUCUGAACAGUAUCGUAAUCUUUUACAAACUGCGCCGAAUCCUGUGCCAAAGAAAACGGGUAUAUUUCAUUUUGUUAAAGACAACUAUUUCCGAACAUCAUCGAGUAGCAGCGAAGAUGAAUAUGAUUCUGAUGAUUCAACUCAUAGAGGUGAAAAUACAACAGCUCUUUCUAAUAAUGCUGCAAAUAAAAAUCAAACUGGCGGCACUGCAGUAGCAACUACAGUAAAUGUUGCUGCUGCAGUAGCUGUAGUGAAUACAGUAUCAAACCAAUCAAGUGGUAAUGAUGGAAACAAAUUGAAUUUGCGUAAAUGA
Rotaria socialis is the source of this 1542-nucleotide messenger RNA. NCBI's taxonomy places the organism in Eukaryota, Metazoa, Rotifera, Eurotatoria, Philodinida, Philodinidae. The record is from the annotation of a GenBank genome assembly.